Molecule: messenger RNA, 2214 nt
Organism: Diaporthe batatas
Lineage: Eukaryota; Fungi; Ascomycota; Sordariomycetes; Diaporthales; Diaporthaceae
Exons: 4
Coding region: 1-2214 (737 amino acids)
Biological process (GO): DNA-templated transcription; positive regulation of transcription from RNA polymerase II promoter by galactose
Cellular component (GO): nucleus
Molecular function (GO): zinc ion binding; RNA polymerase II cis-regulatory region sequence-specific DNA binding; DNA-binding transcription factor activity, RNA polymerase II-specific
Source: RefSeq, a predicted model, not a curated record
AUGCCGCGACCAAAGGUGAAGCCGCAGGACAGGCAGCGCUCUGCCAAAGCGUGUGACGCCUGUAAGGCUUCGAAAAAGAGGUGUGAUGCCAAUCAGCCUUGUCGGUUAUGUGUCAAGAAGGGAACCCAGGACACGUGCACGUUCACGCCGACGGCUAGGGACAGGCGCAGUCACCGCUCUGGAUCCAAAACAUCCCAGGCAAACUCAAUUGCUGUUGCCCAUGAUGUCGCCACGGUGGACUUCGGUUCCGCGAUCGCCGGGCCAUCUCAGGGUUCAGGACCUGAUUUUGGCGACCGAUCUGUUACGUCACAAGACGCAGAGGGGGACGAAGUAGUAGAUGAGGACGCAGACAUCUUCGUCGGUAAUACGGCAGCACUUUCAUUCUUGCGCUUCUUGCAAAAGACACUGAAACAUUAUGUUGGGCCAUCCGGGUUCACCGAUCGGCAACAUAGCCAUAAUUGGUUUGAGAUGACUGGAUCGGAUGUCGAUGGUGGGAUCUUCUAUGAUAGCCUGAGUGAGAACGAAAAGAAAGAUAUCGUUCAGUGUUUCCUAGAUGCUUCAAGCGGGUUCCUAGACCUGUACACUGAGGAUGAGAUCACCGACCUUAUAUCCCUGGCCUCGAAACAACAAAACAACAACAACAGACCGCAAAAUGCACGACGAGUUGAUCAGGCAGCUCUCGGUUCGUUGUACCUUAUGCUCGCUAUCGGAUAUCAGGUCAGAGGGGGCUCGCGGGAUGACCUCGGCCUUGCCUCUAAAUAUUUCAGCCAGGGGAGGAAAAUGGCCUUCGAGAAAAUGCUCGAAGAUCCUACCAUAAAUCUGGCCAGGGCAUUUCUUCUGCUCGCGUUCUAUAUGCUAGGAGCCUGUCGCCGAAAUUCGGCAUUUAUGUACCUGGGUGUUGCAGCGAAAUCUGCAGAUAUACUUGGGCUUCAUGCCGCGGCAAAACACAAGCACAUCUCGAAGGAUGAACAGAAUUCCAGAUUGAGGGUGGCCAAGAGUAUUAGAGUCUUCGACAUAAUCUGCUCUUCAAUUCUGGGAAGACGAGGUAGCGCCUCGUCGCUGAGGUUUGGAGACGUUACUACCGGUGAUUUCGUGCAGCAGGAACCCAACACCACGCCUCAUAGAGCCCUGGCACUCAGAGCCACCUACGAAUCGUGUUCAAUUCUUGAGACGGUGGUUGGCAAGUUUGCGGAUGACGGAGUACUGCACUCUUCCUCCGCCCAGCAUUUCCUUCAGCUUCUGCAAGAGUGGAGCCAGGCACUACCCGUUUCCCUCCGCCAACGACCCAAGAGAGGAGACCAAUCUUUACUGAAUGAACCUGGAUAUCGAGAGAAGAUGAUUGCCAACGUUCAUGUUGCGGGAACAUAUUACUUUGGUAUUAUCCUUGUCACGCGGCAAUUUCUGAUCCAACAUAUCAUGCCACAGUUGCAUGGCAAUUCGCCAAGAACAAAAGAGGGCCAGCCUCAAAAUGCGAGAAGAUGGAUCAAUGAAGCUGGUGCCGUGGAAGACCUCGCUCGCUCCUGUAUCGGAGCUGCAAUCUACAUGGCCCAGAUGUGCAAGGAAGCCAUCGACGCUGGUGUCUUCCUGGGCAAUAUGUGCAUUAUCAAAGCAUGGGUGUUCGCAGCCGGCCUUGCGUUGGGGUUUGCUCUUUUAGCGGACGAGUCGUCUGAUACCGAGGCCCGAGAGGCGUUCCUCGGGUCCCAACACGUUCUCUUCAUCAUCGGGCGGCUGAGCCCGCAGGCGCGACAGUAUCAUAAAAUCCUCUCCGCAUUUUCCGACGCCAUCGACAACUAUAAGCGACAGAGGCGACGAGAAAGGAACGGCUCAGGAGUCCCUUUCGUUGAGCAGAUACUGUCUUAUGAUUUUGCGUCUGGUGUGAGUGCAUCGAUACAUGACAGUGGAGCCUCAGCCACUUGCAACGAUAGCAACGCUAUUGUUGUUGAUACAGGGCAGGAUCGCCCACAACCCCCCUUCGGCGCAAGUUCGGGUCUGUCGCAGCUCCCUACGCCAGACUUUAAUAUGGACGAGAAUCCUGCCAGUGCCUGGGAUGGGAGUGACAGCCUCAGCUCAAUGAACAUGUCUGACUUGUUCCCAGACCAGUGGCCAUCCCCUGCAGACAAUGAGCUCAUGUUGCGGAUUCUUUGGGAUGGGUAUACAAUGAGUUUUGACGAUCCUUUACAGCCAGUUGGGGCCCCGGAAAAUAAUGCCGCAUGA